Messenger RNA from Dromiciops gliroides (monito del monte), 3494 nucleotides. It is a transcript of the gene TRIM62, whose product is annotated as tripartite motif containing 62. The transcript is spliced from 5 exons. Gene Ontology annotation, molecular function: zinc ion binding; protein binding. The record is from RefSeq and is a predicted model, not a curated record. Lineage: Eukaryota; Metazoa; Chordata; Mammalia; Microbiotheria; Microbiotheriidae. Bases 272 to 1699 code for a protein of 475 amino acids. Gene Ontology annotation, biological process: positive regulation of canonical NF-kappaB signal transduction; innate immune response.
AGCCGGCCGCCGCCGUCUCCGCUCCCCCAGCGCCGCCUGUUCCGGGUUGAGCUGCUCCCCUGGGUCCUGAGCGCAGCCGUAGGGGGCCGGGGCCGGGGACGCGGAGCCAGCCGUUAGGGAAGGAGCCCGGGGCCGGGGGUGGCAGACUGCACCCGGGCGCGCCCCCUCCUCCCGUGCGUCCCCUCCUCUGUUUCUUCCUCGGGCGGGCGGGUGCCCCGCGCCGGCCCUGCCGGGGCUGGGGGGCGGCCGGCAUCCCGGGCGCACUGCAGCCAUGGCGUGCAGCCUGAAGGACGAGCUGCUGUGCUCCAUCUGCCUGAGCAUCUACCAGGACCCGGUGAGCCUGGGCUGCGAGCACUACUUCUGCCGCCGCUGCAUCACGGAGCACUGGGUGCGGCAGGAGGCCCAGGGCGCCCGCGACUGCCCCGAGUGCCGGCGCACGUUCGCCGAGCCGGCGCUGGCGCCCAGCCUCAAGCUGGCCAACAUCGUGGAGCGCUACAGCGCCUUCCCUCUGGACGCCAUCCUGAGCGCCCGGCGCGCCGCGCUGCCCUGUCAGGCCCACGAGAAGGUGAAGCUCUUCUGCCUCACCGACCGCGCGCUAGUCUGCUUCUUCUGCGACGAGCCUGCCCUGCACGAGCAGCACCAGGUCACCGGCAUCGACGACGCCUUCGAGGAGCUGCAGCGGGAAUUAAAGGAGCAGCUUCAGGCCUUGCAGGACAGUGAACGGGAGCACACAGAGGCCCUACAGCUUCUCAAGCGCCAGCUGGCUGAGACAAAGUCUUCCACCAAGAGCCUGCGGGCCACCAUUGGGGAGGCCUUUGAACGUUUGCACCGGCUGCUACGUGAGCGACAAAAGGCCAUGUUGGAGGAGUUGGAGGCCGACACGGCCCGCACCCUGACGGACAUCGAGCAGAAGAUACAGCGCUACAGUCAGCAGCUGCGCAGGGUCCAGGAGGGCAGCCAGAUCCUUCAGGAGCGGUUGGCCGAGGCCGACAGGCAUGCCUUCCUGGCCGGGGUCUCUUCACUGUCUGAGCGGCUCAAAGGGAAGAUUCAUGAAACAAACCUGACCUAUGAAGACUUUCCCACCUCCAAGUACACGGGUCCCUUGCAGUACACCAUCUGGAAGUCUCUCUUUCAGGACAUCCACCCUGUCCCAGCUGCUCUUACGUUGGAUCCUGUCACUGCCCAUCAGCGACUCAUCCUGUCAGACGACUGCACGAUUGUAGCCUAUGGGAACCUCCACCCCCAGCCCCUGCAGGACUCCCCCAAGCGCUUCGAUGUGGAGGUGUCCGUGUUGGGCUCAGAGGCGUUCGGCAGCGGCGUCCACUAUUGGGAGGUGGUGGUGUCAGAAAAGACCCAGUGGAUGAUUGGGCUGGCUCACGAGGCUGUCAGCCGCAAGGGCAGUAUCCAGAUCCAGCCAAGCCGCGGCUUUUACUGCAUCGUCAUGCACGAUGGCAACCAGUACAGCGCCUGUACGGAGCCCUGGACCCGGCUCAAUGUCAAGAACAAACUGGAGAAGGUGGGCGUCUUCUUGGACUAUGACAAGGGACUCCUCAUCUUCUACAACGCGGACGACAUGUCGUGGCUAUACACCUUCCGGGAGAAGUUUCCCGGGAAGCUGUGCUCCUACUUCAGCCCUGGUCAGAGCCAUGCCAAUGGCAAGAACGUGCAGCCUCUGCGCAUUAACACGGUGCGCAUUUAGCAACCGCUGCCCUGGGGGCGUGGACAAGCAGACCUUGGGGCUGGGAAGGAGGGGUGGAGCGUUGCCUUCCUGAGACGGCCUCAUCGCGGCUUCCUCCCCUGGUCUGUGGGAUCCCUUUGCCAUCCACCCGUGCUGGCGCCUCUGCUGAUGGGGCCUUGCUGGGCGGCGGCCGCCCCAGUGAUCUGCAGCCUCCGGGAGCUGGAGAAGUCGCUUCUCCCCGGACAACUUGAGGCUUGCCCAUGACCGGUGCGGGGAUCAGAUAUUUCCCCUAGUCUCUGAUUCUGAUCCCCAUUUGGCCAGUGGCCUGUACUGACCCCCUAGGUGGAGACGGGGAUUUCUCAAGGCCUGAGGGCUCCAUCCUCCCUCCCCUUUCCCCAGAUUGCUGAGCAAUGUUUUUCCUCUUAUUUUUCCACGGACUAUGCACAUUGUAGUUCUCACAGCAGCUCAGAGCAGCAGCCCCUCGUGAUCAUCCGCUGCGGGUUCCCUUGGUGCUAGUGUCUUUCUCAAGCACGAGGGUACAACAACACAGUGCCUCAUGGGAGCGAGAGCCCUUCAGGAGCCCUCUCAGUGCCAGCCCCUUGAAGGAAGACACAAGUGGUUUAGUCUUGGUAGGCGGGAGUACAUGGAUCCCCUGUCCCAGCCUCAGAGAUUUUAGAGGAUGAUACGGGCUUAGGAAGGGAAGGAGGUGGGGCCAGAGGGACUAUCUGGGGAUGUAGGCAUGCCAUUGUGGGAAGGGACAGGAUUGCAGGAGCAAGGACAUUAGCUCUGAGUGUAGGACUGCUUCUUCACUGAGAAGUCAGCCUGACCCUAAGCUUGGCUUUUCAAAUGGAACUUAGAGAUGAGGAUAAGGCAUAGGAAAAGGGGCUUUGGGGGAGCAGAUAUCUUUCUAUUGAAGGCUUGGUGCCCAAAUCAAGGACUCUCAUUAAGUGGCCAGCAAUAAGAAAAGAAGCCUUGGGAUGAGUCCCAGGCCCCACCCUGGUGAAAUCAAUGACUUGUAGCCUGGCCUAGGCCAUGCAUCACAUAUCCCUACAAGACCCCAGAGCUUUUGGCUUUGGCUGGGAGGGUCAAAGGACUUCCGAGACUGAUGUUUGGUAGCUGAUUUUGCAUGACUCAGAGGAGGUCCACUUCAGGAAAGGAAGGAUCCUCCAUCAAUAUCUAAACUUCACGACUGUUGGAAGCGGGCCUAAGCCUUCCUUGUUCUCCCUAGCUCAAAUCACACUACCCAAGGCAGCUCUGAAUUCUCAGGGAGAAAAGGGGGCUGCUCUACCCCCUGAGUCAAAAUGGAGAUUUCCUUCUUCUCCCUGCCCCCUGAAGCUGUUUCUAGCUGUGACCACAACCCCUGGUUGCCCAGUUAGUCAUUUCAGGGCCAGAUCCUUUCAGGCAAAUUUGAGAUCCGUUCUCAAAUCACCGGUAUUCACAAAGUGAGACCAGGAGUUGAAACAUCUUAGCUCAUGGGUAAAACAACAAUCGUGGCAUAGCUCAGAGCUCCCAUAUCCUCAACCCAGUGUGCCUAAUAGUCAGCAGGGCCACUUGGUUUCCUUGAGACCCCAGGGCAGCAAUGGAACUAUGGAGUGGAAUGGGGAUUCUCAGGGGGUUCCCCAGUGGAAGGAGCUGUUCUGGAGGGACACAGUUGGGGAAACUGGGCCCAGUGCCUGUACAACCUCUCUCUCCUUCCCCUCAUUCUUUGAUCCUCCUCACUCCCCAGAAUGCAAUAUUUAUAAUAAAAAAGAAGGAAAAGGAAAAAAAGGUUACUAUAUCCUCUUUGUGACUAAUGGCGCAUUUGUACCAUGUUAAA